CUGGCAGGGGUGGGAUGAGAUGGGCUGUGAGGUCCCUUCCGGCCCAAACCAUCCCAUGACUCUGUCCCUGGUCCCACCCCGCUGGAUCCCGCUGCUGCCCCGCUCCUCUCCGCAGUUCACAGCGAAGCAGCUGGAGAAGCUCUCCAAGAAAGCCGAGAAAGACUCCAAGGCCGAGCAAGCCAAAGUCAAAAAGGCCCUGCAGCAGAAGAACGUGGAGUGUGCCCGGGUUUAUGCCGAGAAUGCCAUCCGCAAGAAGAACGAGGGGCUCAACUGGCUGCGGAUGGCCUCCAGGGUGGAUGCUGUGGCCUCCAAGGUGCAGACAGCCGUCACCAUGAAAGGGGUGACGAAGAACAUGGCACAGGUGACCAAGGCUCUGGACAAGGCCCUGAGCUCCAUGGACCUGCAGAAGGUGUCAGCAGUGAUGGAUAAGUUCGAGCAGCAAGUGCAGAAUUUGGAUGUUCACACGUCGGUCAUGGAGGACUCCAUGAGCUCGGCCACCACGCUGAGCACGCCGCAGGAGCAGGUGGACAGCCUGAUCGUGCAGAUCGCCGAGGAGAACGGGCUGGAGAUCAUGGACCAGCUCAGCCAGCUGCCCGAGGGAGCCUCGGCCGUGGGGGAGAGCUCCGUCCGCUCCCAGGAGGACCAGCUGUCCCGGAGGCUGGCUGCCCUGCGGAACUGAGCUGUCCCCGUGCACGGCCCCGCUGGAGGAAUGGGACCCCCUCCUGCAGCUCCCCAGCACCACCCCGGCCCCCCCUGCCUCGGGACUCAUCUCAGGGGGGUGACACCCUGCCCUGAGCAGGCAGCGAUCCCGGUGGGAAUGUGGAACGCUGUGCUGGAUUGUGGGGGGCUGAGUUUGGGGGUGCUGCCUGGCAGAGCCCCACAUCCCGCUGCUGGUGGAACACUAAGGGGAUUUUGCUGCUCCCCAACUCCUCUGUUGUUCCCUGUCCCUGCCCAGAGCUGAGCUGUGGGCUGAGUUCCUCAGGAGCUGUUUGGGGAGGAGCAGGAGAGCCUGCGGGGUUCCCAGGCAGAGCUGUGGGAAGGGCCCCGUGCCCAGUUGUGGAUCUGGGGAGGUCGGUGCCUUGCAGGAAGGGGUGGUGACACCGGGGUGUCCCCUCCCUUGCUGUCACUGUCCCUGUGCCCUUUGCUGCUCGUGUCCGACACCCCCAGCCCCGUACCACGAAGUGCCCUUUGGAACGCCCCCCUGCCCAGCCCUGUGCGUGUCAAUCCUCACAUUCCCCAGGCACUGCCAGCUGGAAAUGGUUAUCCCGGCCCUGACUGCCAGUUUGGACCAGUGGGGACCCAUGUCCAGCGCAGGGAGCGGAUUGCAGCAGCUGUGGUGGCUGCAGACACGUCCCCAAAUGUCCCCCUGCUGGGUGGGUGUGGCAGGGAAUGCAAAACCAUCCCGGUAGCAGCUCUGUCUUGAUCCUUGUGCCUCGUCCCCUGGAUAUCCUCUGUCCCCUCGCUGCUGGCACCGGGCUGGGGGUGGGGGCUGUUGUCUGUGUCCCCUCCCACUGUUCAUCCCUGUCCCUUGUCACCUUCCCCUGGGGCUGGAGCUGUUUGUGCCCCUCCCGCGUGAUCCCCGGCACCGCGGAGCUGCUGGAUUGCUGGAAGCUCUCCAGGAAGAAAGCUCUGUUUCCUUUGGGUCUCCCAGGAGGAACUUUCACCUCUGGGAGAUGUCACGGGGGCCACCUCCCCGGCACAAACACUUCCCGCUGCGUUGAUUAUUUUUCCUGAGUUCAGUGGCCUUGGAGCGUGUGGCUGGUGACACAGAGCCUUCCUCGCCUCCGAGGAAGAGGAGGAGGAGGCAGCAGACCCUGGAGAAUUGUGUCUGGCUCCUGUCCCCGUGGCACUGGGGGCUCCAGACCUGCCCCCUGUCCCUCUCCCCAGGCUCUCUCUGUGUGGUUUCAUUGGUGGGUUUUUUUAUUUGCCUUCUUUUCCCCCAAACCGUGUCCAUGCCCUUCUGUGGGUUUAAAUAAACAAUCUCUGAACGCCCCAGUGUGUG
Ficedula albicollis (Collared flycatcher) is the source of this 2002-nucleotide messenger RNA. RefSeq names its product charged multivesicular body protein 1A (gene CHMP1A). The record is from RefSeq and is a predicted model, not a curated record. Bases 20 to 679 code for a protein of 219 amino acids. Gene Ontology annotation, biological process: late endosome to vacuole transport; endosome transport via multivesicular body sorting pathway; protein transport. Gene Ontology annotation, cellular component: multivesicular body; ESCRT III complex. Lineage: Eukaryota; Metazoa; Chordata; Aves; Passeriformes; Muscicapidae. The transcript is spliced from 5 exons.